This is a messenger RNA of Theobroma cacao (cacao), 782 nucleotides long. RefSeq names its product Bifunctional inhibitor/lipid-transfer protein/seed storage 2S albumin superfamily protein. The record is from RefSeq and is a predicted model, not a curated record. Lineage: Eukaryota; Viridiplantae; Streptophyta; Magnoliopsida; Malvales; Malvaceae.
AGCCAUAUGCACAAAAUGGACAGAGAAACAGCAGCCGGGGAUAACACAGAGCACGAACACGAAAAGAGAAAACUGAAUUUCGAACGCCAUGGCUAAGUUGUUGAUCAUGACGGUUCUUGUGAUUUUGGGCACGGUGGCAACCGUUACGGAUGCGCAAGCGGCUUGCGCGUCGAAGCUGACUCCUUGUUUUCCUUUCCUUAACAACGCCACGGCACAACCUACAGCCGACUGCUGUAACCCUAUCAAAGAUACCGUGGCCAAUGAUCUUGAAUGCCUUUGCAACCUCUACAACGACCCAAAUUUGCUUUCCUCUUUAAACAUCACUGUCGCUGCAGCUCUCAGGAUCUCUCGCGAAUGCGGAGUCACUACUGAUCUCAGCGCCUGCAACGCCACCUCGCCCACUUCUGCUCCAUCCCCACCAGGUCAAUCCGGAGGUGAUAAUGGAGGCUCUGACAGGAUAGCAUUGACUGGAAUUACCACCUUACUCUUAUCUUUGGUCUCUAUUGCGCUGUAUUAAGGGACAUAUUCCUUUGGAAUCUUGAUUAGCGGAUGGGUUUCUCAGAGUAAAUAAUACAGAGAUCAUUCAGAGCUUAGGCAUCCCAGUUUCCAUAUCUAGAGAUUUCAUUGUUUUCUUGUAUUUUUCUUGCUUGAUACUAUACUUGGUCCGUCAGUGUUGCUAUCAUUGAUCUUUGUUAUUAUUAUUAUUAUUCAGUUGCAUUUAUGUCAGCAUUUGAGUUCAUCGUUUUGUUCUCAAAAGUUGAAAACUACAUCUUCAUUGUGCU